GCUUAAGCCCAAGCGCUCCCAAAACCCUAGAAAUAUCCAAAGGGAAAAAAAAUCCCAAUCGGUUCACAAAUUCGCACCGUUUUAUCCCUUCACACACUCUGCAAAUCUAGGGUUUCGAUUAGGAGGAACCCAUGGACUUCGACGCUUACGAGUACUUGGAGAAGACGGUGGAGGAGAACGACGACAGAGACUCGAAGAGGAAGAGCAAGAGCAAGGAGGGCACCGAGAGGAGCUACAGGAAGCGAGACGUGGAUGAGGACGAUCCCGCUCUGGCCGACGGCGACGACCGCAAGAGCAAGAGGUCCAGAGCCGACGACGAGAACGGCGGCGACAAGCGCGAUCGCGACCGCGACCGAGAGCGGUCCAGUCAUCGCGAUAAGGAUCGGCAUCACAGAGACCCGGAGAGAGAAAAGGAUCGCGAGCGAGAGCGUAGUAGUAGAGAUAAGGAUAAGGAGAGGGAGAGAGAGAGAAGGGAGAGAGAUAAGGAGAGGGAGAGAAGGGAGAAAGAGAAGGAGAAAGAGAGGGAGAGGGAGAGAGAAAGGGAGAAAAGGGAGAGAGACGAGAAGGAAAGGUCUCGGAGAAGCCAGAGCCGGUCGGACCGGGACCGAGAGAGGGACAGAGACUUAGAGAUGAGAGAGAGCAGGAGAUUCAAAGAUAAGAAAGAAGUAGUGGAGCCGGAAGCAGAUCCAGAAAGGGAUCAGAGAACUGUUUUUGCAUACCAGAUGCCUUUGAAAGCAACUGAGAGGGAUGUAUAUGAAUUCUUCUCAAGAGCGGGCAAGGUGAGGGAUGUCCGGCUGAUCAUGGACAGGAAUUCAAGACGGUCAAAAGGAGUUGGGUAUAUUGAGUUUUAUGAUGCAAUGUCUGUGCCAAUGGCAAUUGCUCUCUCUGGCCAACUUCUUCUUGGACAACCUGUUAUGGUUAAACCUUCUGAGGCUGAAAAGAACCUAGUUCAAUCUAAUGCUUCUACUGGGGGCUCAAGUGGUCUUGCAGGUCCAUAUGGAGCAGUUGAUAGAAAGCUGUACGUGGGCAACUUACACUUCAACAUGACUGAAACCCAACUUAGAGCGAUUUUUGAACCAUUUGGUCCUGUGGAGCUUGUGCAACUGCCUCUUGACCUCGAGACAGGACACUGCAAGGGUUUUGGGUUUGUUCAAUUUGCUAAACUUGAAGAUGCAAAGGCAGCUCAAUCUUUGAAUGGAAAAGUGGAAAUAGCUGGUCGAACUAUCAAGGUUUCAUCUGUUACAGAUCAUGUUGGAGCACAAGACACUGGAGCAAAAACUGCUGACUUUGAUGAUGAUGAUGGGGGUGGUUUGUCUUUGAAUGCUCAAUCAAGAGCACUGCUUAUGCAGAAGCUGGAUCGCUCCGGUAUUGCCACAAGUAUAGCGGGCUCUCUUGGAGUUCCUAUGCUUAAUGGGUCAGCUCCAAAUCCUCAAGCCAUUAGUUUGCCUGUCAAUGGGCAAGCUGCAGUUUCUGUGCCAGCUCUUCCAGUGCAAGCUAUUCCUACCCCAGCCACAGAACCUGUUGGAAGCCCCAGCGAGUGCUUACUAUUAAAGAAUAUGUUUGAUCCAGCAACAGAGAUGGAUCCAGAUUUUGAUAUGGACAUCAAAGAGGACGUGGAAGAAGAAUGUUCUAAAUAUGGCCGAGUGAGACAUGCACAUGUGGACAAAAAUAGUGCUGGUUUUGUGUAUUUGCGGUUUGAAACUGUGGAAGGGGCAAUGGCUGCCCAAAGUGCAAUGCAUCUGAGAUGGUUUGCCCGUAGGUUGAUUUCAGCCUUGUUCAUGCAACCCGAUGUAUAUGAAGCCAAGUUUAAUGGUGGAGCAUGAAGAAAUUCUGCACCGGUUCUUUUUGAUGUGUUAAAAGUUGGAAGAUAAACUACUUUAAGAUGAUACAUUUUUAUUCAAUACGCUAAAUGCAGCAGCAGCAGAUGUAUGGUAAGAGUCGUAUAUUUGUCCAGUGGGGUUAUCUGUAAUCUGAUUUACAACUCAGCAUUUCGUUGUAAUUUGAAGAAAUUUUAGAUGUCUUGCCAUUGUUUUUCA
Corylus avellana is the source of this 2036-nucleotide messenger RNA. RefSeq names its product Splicing factor, CC1-like protein. Gene Ontology annotation, molecular function: RNA binding. NCBI's taxonomy places the organism in Eukaryota, Viridiplantae, Streptophyta, Magnoliopsida, Fagales, Betulaceae. The record is from RefSeq and is a predicted model, not a curated record. Gene Ontology annotation, biological process: mRNA processing. Gene Ontology annotation, cellular component: nucleus.